UUUUAUUCAUUUAUUUUGUUACACCUGAGAGAAAGUUUUGUAUCUAAUAUUGUAUAUAAAAUAUAUAUGUAGAAUAUAUAAUAUAUAAGUUGAUAAUAUAUGUGGAAAAGAAAAAAAAACAAAGUGAUUUGUGAUUUUUUUAGAGAUAACUUCUCUCUAUAAUUAAUUCAAUGAAGUAUUAUAAUAUCAUACUAUUAUUUGUUUCACACUUGUAACCUGUUAUACUUACCAAUAAUCUUACAACUUUUAUAGAAUGUUUAGUCGCGAAUGCAUCGCACGAACGAACGAAACAUGAUAUGCAAGUGCUCUCUGCGUUAUUGUUAACGUAUUGUUUAGGUUGUGUAAUAUUACAGGGUAUAGAUGAUAAACUUAUGUUAAAUAAAUUCGAUGAUAUUAAAUUUUGGAAGAAAUGUAUACCUAAAAUAUAUAAGAACAUUAAUAUCUGUGUCAAAGAUAAUCGCACGUUACAAAGGUCUAAUUAUUCAUUAACAAAUCAAUUUACAUUUUCUCAUAGGCAAAAAAUGUUUCCUAUUAAAUCAAAAUCAAAACAUUCCUAUACACUGCAAAAAUAUAUUCGUCCAUUUGAGAAAUAUCAUCAUCAACGAAAAUUACUUAUUUAUGGUGAACGAGAUAUUUCUGAAUAUUUUUCUACAUAUAAAAAGGAUUCGAAAAGACACGUGAAAGCAACUACAUCUGAAUAUUAUCAUUUACGACAAAGAAAACAGAGUGAUAAUGAAGAUGAUGAAGAACCUGACAAAGAAUAUUUAGAUGAUUGGGACGAUUGGGGUAUUUGGAGCCCUUGUAGUGUAACAUGUGGAUGUGGACAACAAGUUCGUUGGCGUCAUUGCAUAACUGAUGAUUGCAUUAAAGGAUUAAAAAAAGUACAAAUAAAGACUUGUCAUCUUAAACCAUGCGAUAAAGGUUUCUUAAGUUGGCUGGGUACCAAAAGGGAAGGAAGAAAAUAAAGAUCGAUUAUCCAGUGUCGAUCAUUAAAAAGUUUCGACACAGUCAUAGCACAAUAUCGAAUUUAUAACAUGAUUUUGGAUGUCGAGAGGAAUGUGAGAGAAGAUGCUAUUAGUUUUUAAUCAGUGUCUAUAUUCGGCC
Vespa crabro (European hornet) is the source of this 1104-nucleotide messenger RNA. RefSeq lists its product as uncharacterized. Bases 297 to 965 code for a protein of 222 amino acids. The transcript is spliced from 5 exons. The record is from RefSeq and is a predicted model, not a curated record. Lineage: Eukaryota; Metazoa; Arthropoda; Insecta; Hymenoptera; Vespidae.